AACAACAGCACAGCUGUUCAUGGAAUAUUAAUCACUUUCUCCAACCAAAAGUAAACAAACCUCUAGAGAUAAUAACACCCAUUUUUAUUAUGUUUAAAAUACACCUUAAAGUCUGUUAUUACACUAAUAACGCAACAAAACAAUGAACCAAACCCAAACGAGAAAAACUCGCUUGAAAAAACCAUGGAAGAAAGUACUGUACGAAAAACAAGACUAUCCAGAUAACUACACAGACCAAAACAUCUUUCUUAAAGAUCUUAAGAAAAAUAUAUACUUGAGAGAAGUGACCUUAAUAGAAGCUUGCAUUGGAGCUAACAGGGUGCUACAAGAGUUUUGUGCCAUCGUUCUUUUUUCAAUCAUUUACAUUUAUAUUGUAAAUCAGCAAGUCGAGUCAUGGAUUGUAUUAUAUGGAAUGAGCAGCAUCAGUUUCCUGGGGUUUGUGUUUUAUAGGGUUUACUUUCAAAGUUGUUCAAAGAACUACGGCAUAGGAUAUGACAUCCGAACAAUCCUGACAUUCAUAGCCUUCGGCCAGUUAUUUUCCCCAGUGCUGCACACCUUAACAGAUACCAUAAGCACAGAUACAAUCCACACAAUGGCCUUCCUAAUGCUCCUGAUCCAUCUUAUAUUCUUCGAUUUUGAAGUGCCCGCAGCUUUAGUGUCCAGAAGUCUUUCCCUCAGCGCCGCUAUAUUCGCCUCGAUCUGCUUGGCUUCCAGAUUAUCAUCGGCGUCGGAAGCAUUUGUGCUAUUAACGGUUUCAACGCAAAUUUUUGUGUUAUCACCCAUUUUGAGGAAAGAACUGCACCAUCCAGUGAUAUUGACUGUGAUUUUAUUAAUAUUGGAUGUUUAUUUUUUGAAAAUUCUUUCAAACUUAUUAGCAGUGCUUUUUGUUGCUUGUGUAGUAUUGAUAAAUUUCAUAUGCCCGAUGCUAUUUGUUAAGUAUCAGAAGUAUAAGGACAAUAUUUAUGGACCCUGGGAUGAAGCAGUUGUCAAGGAUAUUGAUAAAGUUGUGUAUUAGUUUAAUCAAAUGAA
Molecule: messenger RNA, 1029 nt
Organism: Anthonomus grandis grandis
Lineage: Eukaryota; Metazoa; Arthropoda; Insecta; Coleoptera; Curculionidae
Gene: PIG-C
Product: phosphatidylinositol N-acetylglucosaminyltransferase subunit C
Exons: 2
Coding region: 143-1015 (290 amino acids)
Biological process (GO): GPI anchor biosynthetic process
Cellular component (GO): membrane; glycosylphosphatidylinositol-N-acetylglucosaminyltransferase (GPI-GnT) complex
Source: RefSeq, a predicted model, not a curated record